This is a messenger RNA of Eleginops maclovinus (Patagonian blennie), 1979 nucleotides long. RefSeq names its product serine palmitoyltransferase, small subunit B (gene sptssb). The record is from RefSeq and is a predicted model, not a curated record. Gene Ontology annotation, cellular component: serine palmitoyltransferase complex. Gene Ontology annotation, molecular function: serine C-palmitoyltransferase activity. The coding region runs from base 396 to 638 and encodes 80 amino acids. NCBI's taxonomy places the organism in Eukaryota, Metazoa, Chordata, Actinopteri, Perciformes, Eleginopidae. The transcript is spliced from 3 exons. Gene Ontology annotation, biological process: ceramide biosynthetic process; endoplasmic reticulum organization.
ACACAAAGCAGAGCAGCGGGACGCGGGCUGCAGCUCUUCCUGUAAUUGUCUCUGAUAGUAGGGAAUCUCACGUCGCCUACUAAGGAGGAUUAUCUGUCGUAUCCUGUUGGGAAAAGGCCAUAUGGGUUUAUUUUAGGUAAAUACACCUGCACUUCGCACCUCUUGAUCCCACCCACUACCUUUGGGAUCUGUUUAAGCCUGUGGCUAUUCAAAGCUUCAAUUAAACAAAUAGUCCUGAACAGAUGCAGAACAUGGAAAAGGAUUAAUUUGUACACAAAUUUACAUCUCUAAAACAACUUCACCACUGUGUUUUUAUCCUCCCUCGCACCAUCUCUUUCUUACGGCCUGAGUCUCUCAACAUUCCUCCUCCAUUUCUCUUCCAUUCAUCUUGCAAGAUGGACUUCAAGAACUUAAGGGAGUACCUGGCCUGGCUGUACUACCAGUACCUGCUCAUCACCGGCAUCUAUGUCCUGGAGCCCUGGGAAAAGUCCGUCUUUAACUCCAUCCUCUUCUCCGUCAUUGCCAUGGUGACCUACACCUCAUAUGUCUUUGUGCCCAUCCACUUGCUCCUUGCGUUGGAAUUUUUCUCCGGGAUCUUUGGUGGGCAACCUGAGAGCACCAUGGCACUCAUGAAUUAAAACAUAAAAAGAGGUGCCGUGGAUUAGUUAGGGUCCCCAAAUAAUUCCUUAGAACUCUACUCCUUAUCUCCCUCAAGAGUACCUUGAGCACCACGUUCACCCUGAACCUCAGCUAGACUGAAAGCAUGAAGAGCUUAAUGAAAUGAUCUGGAAAUCAGAGCCUUAUUAUCUUCUUUACAUCCCAAAUCCUGCUUACCCCAUGGUAUUAGACACACGGCUGGACAUUUCUUUCACACCUCUUGUGUAAGUGCAUGCCAGCUCUGUGUAUGCAUGACAGGGUCAUACAUGGGUAGCAUAUCUGCAUGCUAGCCUCACUAUUAAAUACUACUCGACUCUCUUCCUUCCAUUAUGACUUUAAGUAAACUGAACUUGAUGUGUACAAUUGGUAGAGUGCCUUUAAGUGUCUGUGUGUCUGUGUUUAUCUGCUGCAUCUGUGAUGCAAUAUUAUACCUGAUAUACAUUUAUAUCUGAUCAAAACGGAGUUACCACUCACCCCAACAUUUUUUUGCAUGCACUUAAUGUAAAUGGUUGAUCUACGGUUUUGUAUCUGAGCCUCUAUCCCCCUUUUUUAUUAUCUGAUCUUAAAUGCAAAUGAACUCAAUCUCAAGGUGAUUCAAAGUUGUAACAUUUCCCAAUUUACUGGUCAAAGAGAGAGAAAAAGCAAUUUGCACAUAGAUGUGUGCUGAGCCCACAGCAAAUAUUGAUUCAACACAACUUUUUGUUUUUAAGUCUUGGCUUUGUUAAUGAUAUAGUUGUACUUAAUUGAACAACCUCAGCCUUUGAACUCAAAGCAGAACUAUCUGCUAUCACAAUGCAAAUUACAUGCAAAUAUACCUGAAUCAAAGCUUGGCGGUGAAAUACUAAAACUGUCUUCUUCACAUAUAGUGGAUCUGUAGAGAAUGAACCAGAGACAGAAAAAGACAUUGUGUAUUUGGUAGUUGUGAUGAGCAUUGCACUUAUUUGUGUGCUUAACAUUAUCUGAGAUUAUUAAUGCUUUGGGUCAGUGGCUCGCUGAUUACAGUGUCAUAUGGUGUCUGUGUUAACUCUAUUUAUAUUGCCUUAUAUAUUUAUAUACACUGGUAAAUGCUUGGCUGGUUACAAUGUCAAUUACCAAAUAUGUUUUGUUUAUAUCUGUGUUCCCCUGUGGCCAUAAAUAACAUGUACUUUUUACUUUGCUUUUAUAUUGUUCCCAGAUUGUAUAAUUUCAUUUUGGUUUUAUUGAACACUUGUAGUCCCAAGAAUGUCCUUUGCUUGCUUUUUUUCGUUGUUCUCCAAUAUUAACUUUUUAUUUAUACGUGAUGGCAACAUAUCACAGAAAUAUUCAGAAAAUAAAGACAUCUA